Molecule: messenger RNA, 3530 nt
Organism: Nezara viridula (southern green stink bug)
Lineage: Eukaryota; Metazoa; Arthropoda; Insecta; Hemiptera; Pentatomidae
Source: the annotation of a GenBank genome assembly
ACCCAUUCCAACACUGUCAUCACCACAUAUGCCGAUGACACAUGUAUCCUAUAAGUCAAUAACGAUCCAUCUAUUGCAUCCCAAACUCUUCAAUCACACAUCACAAGUCUUGAAAAAUGGUGUCAAAACUGGAGGAUUAAAAUAAACUCCAAUAAAUCCCAUCAAAUUACCUUUACUCUUCGUCGUAAACCUAUGACUUCCUGUCCUACAGUAUCCUUUAACAAUACCCCACUUAUCCCUGUUGACCAAAUCCGAUACCUAGGACUCCACCUUGACAAACGACUCACUUGGAACCCCCAUACCAGACUGAAACGAUUAGAAACCGCCCGACGUUUCCGACUACUCCAGCACUUACUAGACAAACGCUCUAAACUGUCAACUAUUUACAAAAGACUCAUAUAUAUUACUAUAAUAAGGCCUAGUUGGAAUUACGGGAUCGAGCUUUGGGGCUCUACUAAACCAUCAAAUUCCUCUCGUAUCCAAUCCCUACAAUCCAAAAUCCUUCGUAAAAUCCUUAAUGCUUCCUACUUUGUCACAAAUAAAAUCAUCCAUAAUGACCUUAAUGUACCAUAUGUUUCCGAUUUAGCUCAAUCCAGAUACCUGUCCUUUCAUAAUAAACUUCUGAACCAUCCGAACCUUCUCGUUUCCAACCUUGCUUCCUCUUCUAUUCCUGAAUGUGAGCCUGGAACUAGCUGGAAAGAAGAUUGUAAUACUUGUUAUUGUACACCUAAUGGAGUUGCAGCUUGCACCCGCAGAAUGUGCUUCCGUGUACCAUCUAGAAAACAAUAAUUAACCCAAAGAUGCUGAAUUGACUAAUAAAGAAAAAGUUUGCAAAUCUAACUAAGAGAAGCCAAAAAUUUAGCUUAUCACAAUAUUUGAAUCCUCUUACAUAGUUUUUGGUGUGUUUUUUUUUAGUGCAACACAUUUGAUUUUUAUCAAACAAUGUAGCAGUAUCAAUCAGACAAUAUCUAAGAAACAUAAUUUCAAAAGACUGUUAUUUCUAUUAAUACUAUUAUACUUUAUACAAAAACAUUGAGUGAAAUAAACAAAUUAUUCGUUAGUUAAAAAACUAAGUAAAUCUUUAGUUAUAUAUCAUUCAUUAUUUGAAAUAAAGUUUACACUAUACUAGUCCUGCUACUUUGAAGAUAAAAUAAAAAAGCGAUGAAUGCAAUUUGUUCAAUUACAUACUUAAUUCCAACACAUUUGAUCCAAAAGAAGCCGCUGAAUGUGGGAAAAUACUGCUGAAAAAAAAAGUAUAUACAGUGAGAAAAAAAAAGUCUACAUACAUACACCUGAAUGCCAAUGCAUUAAGAAAUAAUUGAACAAAAUGAAAACAAUGUCAAAAUUGAGUGCAAAAGCAUGUUUUAAGUACAUUUAGUAAUAGCUCAACAUUCAUAUUUUUAAAAAAAUUACUUAUCUAUUUUAGGAAAACAGAAAUAAACACAAAAGUCUACACCAUACACUAGAAUAAUCACACAAAAAUUAACAAUAACUGAAAAAGUUAAUGUUAUGUUACUCGUCCCUUGCUAUAAUUACAGAAGUAAUUAUUCUAGGCAUAGAACUUUACAUUUUAUCUAAGAAGAAUAAAUUACCGCCCCAUCUGACUACACACUUCCGCAAACCAUCACAGAUCUAUCCACAUGAUUUUUUGUUCGUAGAAUAUUUUUAUUCUCCAUAAUUUAUGAAUAUCAUAACCAGACUUACCCUUUCCCACAAGUAUAAAUUUUUACAUUUGUGAAAUUUUUCAAAUUAUAAUCACUUCUUCUCAUUAUUACAUGAAAAUAGUGGCCUCUUGCCACCAAGGAAAAACCUAUGUCGUCUUAACAUUCUUGUCGCUUUAAUCUUUCUUAUUGGAAGAUAUUGAGCCAAAGCCUUAACUUAUUUGUUUUGUUUUUUUUGUGAAUUACAACUGAUUUUUUAAAAUAAAGAUUGCUUAUGGAGGUCUGAAAGUUUUUGUGAUCUACCGUUUCUUGAUUUAUUCGACAAACUUUUGUUUCAAUUAUAAUGUCUCAACACUAGUAGGACUUAUUUUUCAAUUUCUUACCUGUUAUAGGCAUAGAAAGUGGUUUCGUCGUGAAAUCGAAUAAUGGUUUCUCAUCACUAGCGGAUCCAGGAUUUAAUUUUGGGGAGGGGGCUUCAGCCCGAAAGGUUUUUUUUUCAUAUACAUAUAACGAUACUUGAUUUGAAAAAAAAAAAGAAAUUAACUACCUAUAUGAAAUGGUGUUUAAGUGGUUCUUGAAGUCCUAUUAAAUGUAAUUAAACGAACAAGAAUACUUUAAGAGAUAGUUUUUAAUAUUUUUUCUGUAAAACAUGAUUAUAUUUUACCAUUUUGGGGAGGGGGAGGGGCUUAAGCCCGAAAGCCCCGCCCGUAGAUCCGGCUGUGUUUCUCAUUCUACUUUAGCGAUUUCUUGUCACUUCAAACCCAUCUGAGAAAAAAUUAAUUUGUUGAGACAUGACCUUAUUAAUAAGUAAUUUCGUUUCAAACAUUUAACCAACUUGGUUGGUCAUGUCCAACAUGGUUGGUUGGAGACAAUCAAGUUGGUUAACACUGUAAAUUAUCUCGACCGGUUACUUGUCUGAACUUACUUUAUUUGAGAAACGUAAAAGGGUUACGUUAGCUCACGGUACUAAAUUGAUCCAACAUAAUAAUUUUUGAACAAACUAAAUUAAUGCUGCUUGUGGUCAGAAAACAUACAGUGUAUCUCGUCAGUUUGCUGUAUUAGUGUUUUUGUGUCUGCUUUUCCUUUACUCUUUGUAAUAGAAAAAAUUUCAGGACGGACUGAUAAUCUUUCCCGAUCGAUUAUAACCAAACAACGUAACUAAAAUUUCUAGGGAACAACUUUGGUUGAAAAACACCGUAUAACACGGCCUUAAUUGAAAACUACAAGAUAAAUCUUAAUAUCUUUUAUUUUAAAAAUGCAUUCUAUAUUAUUUUUUAUGAUUAUCAUUCUUAUCAUUUGAAUUUAUUAAUAAUAUUAUAAGAGUGUAUUGUAUUACUUUUUUAUACAGGAAUUCUGAAAAUUCUGUUGUGAUGAACUUAUGUGUUGAAGUUAUUUAUGUUUAUUUGUCACCGUAAUUAUUUUAUUAAUUAACAAAGAAAUAUGUGUUUAUGUAAUAUUGAAAAUAAAUGCAUUAUUAAUAUGAAAUAGUUUAAUUUUUUCUCCCUGGGAAAUCAAGAAGAAAUCGUUACCAAAGUCAUCAAGUUCCUGGAUAGUGAAAGACGUAAAAAACACAUAUGACAGGCUUUUUUUAUUUAUUUUUUUAUUUAUUAAUUUUUUUUAUCUAUUUAUUUUUAUUAUAUUUUCUCCUAUUAUUGUUUAUUUCUUUAUUUUUUCACUUGAUUUCAUUUCAUUUUAAAUUCAUUUGUUUAUUAAUCUCAAUUCAUUUAUUGAUUCUACUGCUAUUUUUUAAAGUUUAUUUAUUUAUAAAUUUUUCAUAAAUCUUAUUACCUAUAAAUGUCUAUUAUUAUCCUUAUUUAUUUAUUUUAUUCUAUCAAUCCAUUUCUUUGUUUAUUUUAUUUUUUAUUUUCU